UGAACUCCAUCUCAAGCGCAACUUCUGAAAUCUCGCGAUAAAAUAUGCGCAGAAUCUUGUGGGGUUCCCGCACAUGGGCGCGUGCGUGGUCUUUCUUGUUCUUGGGAGUUCGGAGGAACGCUACGGUCCCUCGUGCGUGGCGCACCUAAACAGUAAAUAUGGUGCUGUUACACGUGCUGUUUGAGCAUGCAGCUGGAUAUGCGUUAAUAGCUGUCAAAGAAGUUGAAGAGAUUGGGAUGCUUCUACCUCAGGUCGAGGAGAGCGUCCUAAAUGUUGGAAAGUUCAGCACAGUGGUCAGACUGAGUGCUUUCUUCCCCUUUAAAUCCGCCCAGGGUGCACUGGAAAAUAUCAAUGCCAUUUCAGAAGGAGUUGUCCAUGCUGAUCUCAAGUUGUUCUUGGAAACCAACCUUCCGUCCGGGGGUAAAAAGAAGCCCAUGUUGGGGGUGUCUGAUGCCAAACUAGGAGCAGCACUCCAAGAAGAACUCGAGCUGUCCAUUCAAACAGGAGGCGUAGUUGCUGAAAUAAUAAGAGGUGUGCGUCUGCACUUCCAUUCUCUGGUCAAGGGCCUCACUGCACAGGCAGCGUCCAAAGCUCAACUGGGUUUGGGUCACAGCUACUCCAGAGCCAAGGUCAAGUUCAAUGUUAACAGGGCCGACAACAUGAUCAUCCAGUCCAUCGCCCUCCUGGACCAACUAGACAAGGAUAUUAAUACGUUCUCCAUGCGUGUGCGUGAAUGGUAUGGCUACCAUUUCCCAGAGCUGAUAAAGAUAGUGAGUGAAAACAGCACGUACUGUAAGCUGGCCAGGUUGAUCGGGAACAGGAAGGAACUGACCGAGGAAAGGCUGGAAGCCAUUGAGGAGAUCACCAUGGACAGCGCCAAAGCUCAGGCCAUUCUUGAGGCUUCCCGCAGCUCUAUGGGCAUGGACAUCUCUCCUAUUGAUCUAAUCAACAUUGAGAGCUUCUCCAGUCGUGUGGUGUCCCUCACCAAUUACAGACAGGAGUUGCAAGAGUAUCUGCGUUCUAAAAUGGGCCAGGUGGCACCAAAUCUGGCGGCUCUCAUUGGCGAUGUGGUUGGUGCUCGUCUCAUCUCUCAUGCCGGCAGUCUGACCAACCUGGCCAAGUAUCCAGCCUCCACAGUGCAGAUCCUGGGUGCAGAGAAGGCCCUGUUCAGGGCACUGAAGACCAGAGGAAACACACCAAAGUAUGGUCUCAUUUUCCACUCAACAUUCAUCGGGCGUGCAGCCGCCAAGAACAAGGGCCGCAUCUCCCGUUACCUGGCCAACAAGUGCACUAUUGCAUCACGCAUUGACUGCUUCUCUGAGUUGCCCACCUGCGUGUUUGGUGACAAACUGCGUGACCAGGUUGAAGAACGUUUGGCCUUCUAUGAGACUGGCGAGGCUCCGCGGAAGAACUUGGAUGUCAUGAAAGAGGCUGUUGCACAGGCUAAUGAGGUGGCAUCCGAAAUCAAGCGGAAGCUUGAGAAGAAGGAAAAGAAGAAAAAGAAGCGGGAAAAGAGGAAACUAGAGGCUCUUUCCACAGCAGAAGGAGAGGAAGUAGAAGCCGAGAAGGCCAAAUCCAAUCGAGAAGCUGAGGAGAACGGAGAUGCAGAGGUGACUGCUAAGAAGAAAAAGAAAAAGCAAGCAGUGGAGGAACCUGAGGUAAAAGAGGAAGAGGUCACAACAAACGGUGUGGAAGAGGCCACGCCUGCCAAGAAGAAAAAGAAGAGGAAGAUUGAAGCUGUGGAAGCGGAGCCUGAAGAGGAGGUGGUGACGGAGAUGUCACAAGCCGAUCAGACUGAAAAGAAAAAAAAGAAAAAGAAAAAGAAGGCUGAGGAGGGGGAUGAAUAAAUUAAUUCCUCCUGACAGGACUUUUUCAGUAUUGUAAAGCUUCUUUUUUAGUUUUUUCAUUUAAGCGUUGGAGACUCUGUAUGGUCAAACAUUUUUGAAGAUGUUUGUGAGCCAAGCGCAAGAAAAGUGAUACAUUGACUGUUGUCAAACAUGUUUGUUUCUUUUAUACAAACUUGCUCUUUUUCCUGUGAAUCUCAAAGCACCUUUAUCUGGAACGAGUGGUUUAUCUCUGUGCCUUGAGUACUAAUAAAAUAGCAAUCUUUUGGCGUCGGUCAAAAGACUGUGUUAUGUGAAGCUUGACAUCCAAAACUCAUAUUUCCACCUCAAAGAUUAAAUGAUGCCUUAAAGCAGCGGACACCAAUUAGCGGAUCGCGGUCCGAUUCCUGACCCCGGUUUGGUUCCAUCUGGACUGCGAGAUAAUGACAACGGUUGUCCUAUCUUAACUUUUCUACAGUUUUAGUGAGCACUGCAUCAAAACAACAGAGCUAUACAGACCACAAGCACUCCGGGGCGAUCAGCGCUAUAUCAUUUCUCAAGCACCGAACACACUUCAUUCCUGCUCCGUGCGUGUUGCCUCUCUCGCUCGCGAUAUACAUGAGGCGUCGUAUAAAGCCUGAUUAGGCUACGUAGAGUUCCAGGCGCGGUUAUUUUAACAACAGCAGUGGAGACACGGUGAACUGCAAUAUAGAUGGAGACUGGCAUCUUUCACUAAAACACUACAGAAAAUGAGAAUAUAGCAAAGUGAAAAUAUCUUCAUCUGUCUGAUAAAUGACUUGGACGGUUCAGCUAAAGCAGGUUUGUGACGGGGACAAGUUCACGUGUCACUGUCACCUUUUUUCUGUCUAAAUUUAGCUUUAUUAAUCAGCAUGUUACGUGCCUUUCAUGACAAAGUUUGUUUUAAUUUUGUGAAAAUUAAUCAGAUGUCAUCAUCUCUGAUUAUUAGUUAUAAUUCAUAGAGAUAAUUGGUAACUAAUAAGUACUAGCCUGGCUAGUAGAGUUCUUUGCUUCUGAUGAGAACGUUCCUAUUAUUUCAUAGUCGGCCCAUUUAUACUUAAGCAAACAGUAUUUUUAAGAUGUUUAUUGUUAUUAGAUUAUCACUUUAGGAAAAUAUAAAAAUGGUCCAUUCAGACUUUUACAUUUUCAAAAUGUUGUCUAUGGGGUUACCCCUGAACCCCCAUACAGUAACCUAUAUUUAGUCAAAAGUACUCCCAUACAUAGUAUGGUAUCUGAAUGUAAAAAUAAAUAUUCAGAAUGUGAAAAUAUUCAAAAACAAGAACUGGUCUGCUGUCAACCAGCUUGAAUUGUUUUUUUUUUUUAUCUUGUAAUAUUAAUAUCCAACUGCCCUUGACUAAUGAACUCCCUGAAAUAUAUUAGCCUAAUCUUUUGGUUGAAAAGAUCCCUCAAACACCACUGCUUUGGCAUUGCAUCUUGGCAAUUUAAACAAUUUAACAGCUCAAAUAAUUAGUUUUAAAAGAAUGAAGUGCUUUUAUAAAAUUAUAAGCUUCAAAUUUUGGCCUUUAAACCCUCCAAAAAUUGGCCACAUUUACGUUCAUUGCAAGUUUCUCACUGUAGUUACAGUGAGGCACCUACAAUGGAUGUGAAUGUGGCCAAGAUUUUUUCUUUUUUAAUAAAGAAAAGCAGUGAUGAGUUGAAAUAAUGUUUUGUGGUGAUCAACAUUAUAGCACAUUCUGUUGAUUGAGCCUAACUUCUAUUGAGCCUGAAAUGUACCUUUAAAAGUCUUAGUUUUGAGGUGCUAUAACGUAUGGUAGAGUUUCUGGUUAAUUGCAGUCAUUACAGAUAUUGUUUUACUUAACCGCUGUAGAUAUUCAAAAUUAAAAUCUUGCCAGUUCUAUGAAUGUGUAACAUCUGAAAUAAUGCAUGUGGUGGUGUUGUCAAGCUGAUUUUGUAAUUACUGCCACUGUUGUAUUCUAAUAAUUUUAGGCUAUGCUUAUUGUGUGGCCUUUUAAAAUAUUCUGUAGAGCAUGCGAUGUUUGUCAUGUUGAAAUUACUGUAAUUACAAGAUUAUGACUGGAGCUGUUCACAUACUCUAAAAUAUUUGUUUAUAAUCAAAGCUAAAUGCCAAACUGAGUCCAUGUCCGACAUUGCUGUUUUCUUAUUAAAUUUAAGAAAUCAUUUAAAACAUGAA
Molecule: messenger RNA, 3993 nt
Organism: Myxocyprinus asiaticus (Chinese sucker)
Lineage: Eukaryota; Metazoa; Chordata; Actinopteri; Cypriniformes; Catostomidae
Gene: nop56
Product: NOP56 ribonucleoprotein homolog
Exons: 12
Coding region: 159-1847 (562 amino acids)
Cellular component (GO): small-subunit processome; box C/D methylation guide snoRNP complex
Molecular function (GO): snoRNA binding
Source: RefSeq, a predicted model, not a curated record